UCUCUCAGAGAUUGGAACGGAGGUUACGUUACGAGAGCGUGUUAAUAUGGCCGAUAUUACAGAGCAGAAAGGGGAAAACCUCGAUGCGCAAAUGGAAAUCAAGGUGGAACCAACGCUACAGGCGUAUGUCGAAGAGGAACACGAAAAUGGUUUUCCCGGUUUCGAAAGUAACAACGCAAUUCCCUCUAGUGCUGAUGUCGGUGCUUUAAAUUUAUGGACCAGCAAGGCUACCGCGUGUCUUAUUAGCCAGUAUAAGAAAUAUCAUUCGAUGGUAGGACAGUCUACUCAGAUUCGAAGUUUACGCGAGAUGUUCGAGAUGAUCUCUCUCGAGAUGCAAAAGCACGGGUUUUACUUUAGUCCUCAGAAAUGCGAGAAUAAAUGGCGUGUCCUGGAAAGAAAGUACAAAAAUCUGGUGUUUCGAGAACGACUGAAAAAGCCCGGUAGAAUGAGGCAUUACGGACAAUGGGAGCACAAAAGAGCGUUGGACGAAAUUUUCAAGGAAAAGAAGAAACACAUGUACCUGGAGGAAAGCGACUUUCCACCGCCUCCUGGCUCUGCACGGUACAUGUUCAUUUUACCGAAACCCAUAAACGAGGAGCAAACGAAUAUUACCGUUGUCAAUCAGCAACAGGAGGACCCUCUCGCGGCGCCGGCGUCCAACUCUUCCGCAAACAAGAGCGACACGCUGGAUCAGAAAGGAACCUUAACCACGCUGUUCGAAAAAUUCCUCGAUGAAAUGGCGAAACAUUUCGCGAUCGCGGAGAAAAACAGAGAGAAGAGGCACAAAGAAAAGAUGGCAAUGCGGCAAAGCGAGUUGGAAAUUCAAAAGAGACUUUUAAAAUUAAAGGAGGAAAAGAUAGAGUUACAGAAACGUCAAAUUAUCGCUGCUGCUCAACAUUUACACUUAAACAUGUAG
Eufriesea mexicana is the source of this 916-nucleotide messenger RNA. RefSeq lists its product as uncharacterized. The transcript is spliced from 2 exons. The record is from RefSeq and is a predicted model, not a curated record. Bases 47 to 916 code for a protein of 289 amino acids. NCBI's taxonomy places the organism in Eukaryota, Metazoa, Arthropoda, Insecta, Hymenoptera, Apidae.